CUAGGGUUCUUGAGAGAAUGUCGUACUUGCUGCCCCACCUCCACUCCGGCUAUGUUGUGGAUCAAGCGAUCCUCACGGAGGACGAGCGCGUCGUGGUGAUUCGCUUCGGCCACGAUUGGGACGAGACGUGUAUGCAGAUGGACGAGGUGCUGGCCAAUGUCGCGGAGCCGCUCAAGAAUUUCGCCGUGAUCUACCUGGUGGACAUCACCGAGGUCCCGGAUUUCAACACCAUGUACGAGCUCUACGAUCCCUGUACUGUGAUGUUCUUCUUCCGUAACAAGCACAUCAUGAUCGACCUUGGCACCGGCAACAACAACAAGAUCAACUGGGCGCUCAAGGACAAGCAGGAGUUCAUCGACAUUGUGGAGACUGUCUACCGCGGCGCCAGGAAAGGUCGAGGUCUCGUUGUUUCUCCCAAGGAUUAUUCCACCAAGUACCGCUACUAAGAAGGAACAAAAGAACAAAACAAGAACAAGAUGACUUUUCAAGCAGCAGUCCCGAGCUUAGAAGAUCUUAGUUCGAUCUAGUAUUGGAAAAGGUAUACUCUUUUCUAAUAGAACAGACGACUUAAUACUUGGGUCUUUUGUUUUUCAUUUUUCAUAACUUAAAGAGCACACACGAGAGGACGAAAGUGAAUACCCGAA
Molecule: messenger RNA, 644 nt
Organism: Selaginella moellendorffii
Lineage: Eukaryota; Viridiplantae; Streptophyta; Lycopodiopsida; Selaginellales; Selaginellaceae
Product: thioredoxin-like protein YLS8
Exons: 3
Coding region: 18-446 (142 amino acids)
Biological process (GO): mRNA splicing, via spliceosome
Cellular component (GO): U4/U6 x U5 tri-snRNP complex; U5 snRNP; spliceosomal complex
Source: RefSeq, a predicted model, not a curated record